Molecule: messenger RNA, 1308 nt
Organism: Aspergillus ochraceoroseus IBT 24754
Lineage: Eukaryota; Fungi; Ascomycota; Eurotiomycetes; Eurotiales; Aspergillaceae
Product: prephenate dehydrogenase (NADP(+))
Exons: 7
Coding region: 1-1308 (435 amino acids)
Biological process (GO): L-tyrosine biosynthetic process
Molecular function (GO): prephenate dehydrogenase (NAD+) activity; prephenate dehydrogenase (NADP+) activity; NAD+ binding
Source: RefSeq, a predicted model, not a curated record
AUGGGUUUUACCAAGGAGACCGCCUCCAUUGGCAUCAUUGGAAUGGGAGAUAUGGGCAAGAUGUAUGCCCAGCGGUUGAGCGAUGCUGGCUGGAGGAUUAAUGCUUGUGACAAACCCGAUAGCUAUAAUCAAUUGAAGAAAGAAUUCGAGACCCAAAAAGGUAUAACAAUAUACCCGAAUGGACACCUUGUUUCCAGGAUUAGCGAUUUCAUCAUAUACAGCGUAGAGGCCGGAGUCAUCGACCGGGUAGUCGCAGAGUAUGGGCCAUCUACCAAAGUUGGCGCAAUUGUCGGCGGCCAAACCUCCUGCAAAGCCCCCGAGCUGGCUGCCUUUGAUAAACAUCUCCCCCUGGAUGUAGAUAUUGUAUCCUGCCAUUCCCUCCAUGGUCCUCAGGUGAAUCCCAAAGGCCAACCGUUGGUCUUGAUCCAACAUCGUGCAAAGGACGAAAGCCUCCAGUUCGUUGCGCAGGUCCUCUCGUGUUUUAAUUCCAAGUAUGUCUACCUCAGCGGUGAGAUGCAUGAUCGUAUCACAGCAGACACGCAGGCCGUUACACAUGCGGCGUUCCUGAGCAUGGGCACUGCAUGGCAUGCGAAUAGGCAAUUCCCGUGGGAAAUCUCUCGCUGGGUAGGAGGAAUUGAGAAUGUCAAGAUUAACAUUACCUUGCGCAUCUACUCUAACAAAUGGCACGUCUAUGCGGGCCUUGCGAUCCUCAACCCAGCCGCCAAGGAACAGAUUCGACAGUACGCCGAGUCCGUGACGGAGCUUUACAAACUCAUGAUCGAGGGACGAAGGGAGGAACUGAAGAAGCGGGUGAGGGCUGCAGGGGCCGCGGUCUUCCGAGAAGACACCAAGAAACAGGACCUGUUGCUUAGGGAUGAGGUGCUAGACCGGUUCUCACUGUCCAAGGGACCUCGCGAAGCAUCCCCUCCCAACAAUCACCUGAGUCUGUUGGCCAUUGUUGACUGUUGGUCGAAACUUGGCAUCGUGCCCUAUGACCAUAUGAUUUGCUCUACUCCACUCUUCCGAUUGUGGCUUGGAGUCACAGAGUACCUAUUCCGAAACCCAGACCUCUUGGACGAAGCGCUAGAUACGGCGAUUGACGAUAACACAUUUCGCUCAGACGAUCUAGAAUUUACUUUUGCCGCUAGGGCAUGGUCCGACUGCGUUUCGUUCGGAGAUUUUGAAUCGUACAGAGAUCGCUUUGAACGGAUCCAACAGUACUUUGCACCUCGAUUCUCCGAUGCCGCUGACCUUGGAAACGAGAUGAUGAAGACGAUUCUGGAAAAGACCAGCAACGAGAACGCGUGA